This is a messenger RNA of Dibothriocephalus latus, 777 nucleotides long. The record is from the annotation of a GenBank genome assembly. Lineage: Eukaryota; Metazoa; Platyhelminthes; Cestoda; Diphyllobothriidea; Diphyllobothriidae.
AUGCUUAUGUUUUACGAUGCUGUAUUUUUUUACAAAGACAUUCUGCUGAACGUCUUCUUGGCCAUUGCCGUGGACAACCUCAGCGAUGAGGACGAUGAGUACGAUGAGGACGGCAGUGGGGAUCAACUGGAUGACGACGGUGGCACUAAACAGGAUGGAGCCAACGCAGCCAAAGAGAAAUCCGCUUUGGAGUCCUACAUGGAGCUUACCUAUGAUGAGAUGUUUGCCGAAGAGGAUGACGAAAAUGACGCGCGCAAUGUGGCCGCAAAAUUCGAGGCGGCGAUUAAUGCGAGCAGUCCGCAGAGUAUCCCGCCGCACUCUGCCUUCUUCAUUUUUUCUCCGACCAAUAAAUUCCGCGUAUUUUGCCACAACAUCGUGUCUUCACCGAUCUUCACGAAUAUGGUGCUGGCCUGCAUUCUCAUCAGUAGCGCCCUGCUAUCUGCCGAGGAUCCCUUGAAUUCCUACUCCUUUACCAACAAGGUAUUAAAUUACUUCGACUUCUUCUUCACCAGCGUCUUCACAAUUGAAAUUACCCUGAAGAUGAUUGCUCAUGGGUUCAUUAUGCACGAGGGUGCCUUCUGCAGAAGCAUGUUCAACUUACUCGACCUCAUUGUGGUCUUCGUGGCUCUGAUUUCCUUCGUGCUUGAAAAUGAAGCUAUCUCUGCCGUCAAAAUCCUUCGAGUCUUGAGGGUUUUGCGUCCACUGAGAGCCAUCAAUCGGGCAAAGGGUUUGAAGGUUAGUUCCACGGAUGCCGCGAUUUUAAUCCGCCAGGGAUGA